CACCCCGCAACACCCAAAGGAGCCCCACAGCACCCCACGGUGCCCCACGGUGCCCCAUGGCACUCCAUGGAGUCCCACGGCACCCCCCCGGCACCCCACAACUCCCCAUGUUACCCCCCAGCACCCCACAACUCCCCCCAGCACCCUCCAGCACCCCACGGAGCCCCCCAAACCCCACGGAGCCCCAUGGAGCCCCACGUAACCCCAAAGAGCCCCACGGAGCCCCACAUAAACCCAUGGAGCCCCAAAGA
Oxyura jamaicensis (ruddy duck) is the source of this 251-nucleotide messenger RNA. RefSeq names its product 4-O-methyl-glucuronoyl methylesterase 1-like. The transcript is spliced from 2 exons. Lineage: Eukaryota; Metazoa; Chordata; Aves; Anseriformes; Anatidae. The annotation marks the transcript as partial. The record is from RefSeq and is a predicted model, not a curated record.